ACUAUAUCAACCCCCCAUCCACUCACUCCCUUCGUCGCUCCAAAAAAAAAAGUUCCAAACAAAUCACUUGGCUUGUUUGGAGUACGAAUUUUUUUUAUACUUUCCCCCCUUUUCCCCUUGCUUGGCUUCGCGAAUUUACUUCGAAAUGUCACAAGCUCAGGCAAACGAUGCCGAGAAGAACAUUGAGAUCUGGAAGGUUAAGAAGCUCAUUAAGCGCCUUACCGAGGCGAGGGGCAAUGGUACAAGCAUGAUUUCCCUCAUCAUUCCGCCGAAGGAUCAGAUUUCUCGGGCUGCAAAGAUGUUGGCUGAAGAAUAUGGCACCGCCUCUAAUAUCAAAUCCAGAGUCAAUCGUCUUUCCGUCUUGUCCGCCAUCACCUCGACCCAGCAACGUUUGAAGUUGUACCCCAGGGUCCCACCGAACGGACUGGUGGUCUACUGUGGCGAAAUAAUCACGAGUGAGGGCAAGGAGCGCAAGAUUAACAUAGAUUUCGAACCUUUCAAGCCAAUCAACACCUCACUGUAUCUCUGCGACAACAAGUUCCACACCGAAGCUCUGUCGGAGCUCCUUGAAUCCGACAGCAAGUUCGGUUUCAUCGUGAUGGACGGUAAUGGUGCUCUUUUCGGAACUCUUAGCGGUAACACGCGGGACAUUGUUCACAAGUUCUCUGUCGAUCUCCCGAAGAAGCACGGCCGUGGUGGUCAAUCUGCACUUCGUUUUGCCCGUCUCAGGGAAGAGAAACGACACAACUACGUUCGGAAAGUAGCCGAGUUGGCCGUGCAGAACUUCAUCACCGCUGACAAGGUUAACGUUUCCGGCUUGAUUCUUGCUGGGUCGGCAGAUUUCAAGUCCGAGCUUGCCCAGAGUGAGCUGUUCGAUCAGAGGUUGCAGACCAAGAUCAUCAAGGUUGUUGACGUUUCGUAUGGUGGGGAAAAUGGGUUUAAUCAGGCUAUCGAGCUGGCAUCCGAGACGCUCAGCAAUGUCAAAUUUAUUCAGGAGAAGAAGUUGAUUGGCAGGUACUUUGACGAGAUCUCUCAGGAUAGCGGGAGGAUCUGCUAUGGUGUCGACGAUACCUUGAAGGCAUUAGAGCUCGGUGCUUGCGAGACUCUCAUCGUGUUCGAGAAUCUUGACAUAACUCGCUGGACCCUCAAGCCCUCCAGUGGAGCCCCGGUAAUUAUUCACACCACCAAGCUUCAGGAACAGAACCGGCAACAGUUCAUGGACAAGGGUUCGGGCCAAGAGAUGGAAAUCGUGGAACAAAUCUCCUUCCUGGAAUGGCUAGCGGAGAAGUACAAGGAUUUUGGUGCAAAUCUCGAAUUCGUAUCCGACAGGUCCGGAGAAGGCAAUCAGUUUGUCAAGGGCUUUGGUGGCAUUGGCGCAAUGCUUAGGUACAAGGUCAACUUUGAACAACUUGCUGAUAUUGAUGACGAGGACGAAUACUACGAUGGUUAGCAUAUCCCCUCCUGACACACACAACUUGUUACAAGCUGCAGUGGCUGAUAAGGGGUAGAUUGAUGGUUUUGUUCCCUCGCAAAUAAGCGCGAGGAUGUAUCUCCAGGCACUGGUCUGAGGGCGUCCCGCGAACGGCUGCAUUGUCACCGCUCUCGCGGUGACUGUGUUGCCACUGGUGGGGGGGGGGGGUGGAUGGCGUGUCGUGGCAGAGGACUGGUUUGAUGGCUUCGGUCGAUUAAGUGAAUUCACACUCAAGUGACAUUAAAAAAGGCACAGAAUUGAACAGGUAAAUGCUAUUUUAAUGCCGAAUUGGUGGAGACUGGAGGUGUGCUGAAUUGGAGCUCUGGAUGGGGACGAAAAUGUUUGUUUUAGAACACUAUGCACUACUUUUUUCCUUGGUGUUGAGAAUUGGCCGGUUGGUUUGUUGGGUCCGGCACUGCGUUCUUUAUCGAAAGUGAGCACAAAAUAAAAACCUUUGGGUCUCUUUUAGAUCCGAUGGGUUGGAACCUUA
Tuber melanosporum (Perigord truffle) is the source of this 1961-nucleotide messenger RNA. RefSeq lists its product as uncharacterized. Lineage: Eukaryota; Fungi; Ascomycota; Pezizomycetes; Pezizales; Tuberaceae. Gene Ontology annotation, cellular component: cytosol; translation release factor complex. Gene Ontology annotation, biological process: cytoplasmic translational termination. The record is from RefSeq and is a predicted model, not a curated record. The transcript is spliced from 5 exons. Bases 146 to 1450 code for a protein of 434 amino acids. Gene Ontology annotation, molecular function: sequence-specific mRNA binding; translation release factor activity, codon specific.